Ceratitis capitata (Mediterranean fruit fly) is the source of this 2342-nucleotide messenger RNA. RefSeq names its product lipid storage droplets surface-binding protein 2 (gene Lsd-2). The record is from RefSeq and is a predicted model, not a curated record. Gene Ontology annotation, biological process: positive regulation of triglyceride storage; lipid storage. NCBI's taxonomy places the organism in Eukaryota, Metazoa, Arthropoda, Insecta, Diptera, Tephritidae. The transcript has 4 exons. The coding region runs from base 285 to 1460 and encodes 391 amino acids. Gene Ontology annotation, cellular component: cytosol; lipid droplet.
CCCGUGCAGAGUUGCAGACCAGUCAGAAGCGUGUCGCAUACGAACGUGAGAGUAUUCAAUUCGUUUUAAACGUGCUUAAAGAAAUUUAAAUAACAUUUUCAUAUUAUUCUGCCAAUAUUUUUGCUGAUGCAGAAAAAACUGUGCUAAAUUGUGCAAACUCUAAAAAGCAAGUGAAAAUUUAAAGAAAAAAACCCAAAAAACACAAACUUCUAAGUGACAAAAAAUAAAUAAAAUAAAUUUUUGGAGAAAUUUAUUAAAAAUAUUAAAAAAGAAAUAAAAAUAAAAUGGCUACAAGUGCAAAUGAAAGCAAAUCUCCUGUUGCCGCUACUGGAAAUGGCUCAGUCGCCGGCGCCGCCUCCGCUGGUGUCGUAGCGAUCGAGCAAAGCAAAGACGUACAGAAUCUUUUGCCACAUUUAGAAUCGCUGGAGCGUAUUAUUAAAUUGCCGGUUGUAGGCGCGGCAUGGGACAAAAGUCAGGAUGUCUACCAAAAUGUGAAAGGUCGCAAUCGUGUUUUCAAUUGGGCUCUCAACGCCGCCGAGGAUUGCGUCUCACGCGCUGUCGUCACUGCCGCUCCGAUCGUCUCCAAAUUGGAUCGUCCUAUACAAUAUGUUGAUCAGACACUCGUCAAGGGCAUUGACAAGUUGGAAGUCUCAGCCCCUAUCAUCAAAGAUACACCACAAGAGAUUUACAAUCAAGCUAAGAAUAAGGUUGUUGAAGUCGUACAGCCACAUAUCGAACGUGUGACAAAAUUCAAGACUGCCGGCCAACAAAAAGCUUCCUCAUUAAAGGACUUAGCGUGGGCCAAGGCUAACGAGGUUUUGGCUACACAAUAUGGUAGUCUUGCGGUGUCCGGUGUUGAUAACACCACAGCAUUGGCGGAGCGUUUGCUGGAAUAUUAUUUCCCAAAAGGCGAAGGCGAUGUUGAGGAGGAUAAUGAUAAUAAACAAAUUGCUGUCGUGCAAAAUGGCAAACAUCUAGAAAAUGACAUACCAGUUUCCGCCACCGAGGACCCCGUACUCCACACCGUACAAACCGUUGGCCGACUCUCGCACAAGAUCUCGCGUCGUGUCUAUCAGAACGUAUCCAGACAGAUCAAACGUAUGCAACAAGGAAACUUAAAUGACUAUUUAAGUUCGCUAAUUGCCGUACUGAAAUUGCAUCAAUACAUUAAUUUCAUCAACUCAUCGAUGGGCACAAAUGUCGAGCAAUCGACAAUUGCCGAUGUAAGUGCCAACACCACAGCCGCUGCACCAGCUUCAGCCGUAGUUGCUUCAAGCUCGAACAAUAGCAAUCUGCCCAAAAGCAACAAGACCGCAGUAGCAAUAGCGGCAGCGCCAGCGGCCGCGGAGAGCUCGCCAAAGUCAGCGUCGUCAUCUUCAUCGUCAUCGCCAAACUCCACAUCGGCGGCGGUAAGGCGUUCCAAGUCGCCGAACUCGACGUCGUCGCCAAAGGGAAACUAAAGCCAUAAAGCAGAGGAAGCGGAGGAGUAUAAGAGGAGAAAAAUACAAUAAAAAUGUUUAAGAAUAUUUUAAUUGAGUGGAGAAGUCGAAGAAAGAGUGGAAACGCAAAAAUAUUUUAAGAAUUUUUUUUUUUUUAAAUAAUUUAAUGCAAAAAGCCAAGAACAUGCAUAUAAAUUUUUUUUUAUUUGAAUGUGCAAAGGAAAUUGUAGGCAAACAUACAUACAUGCACACAGUGCCGAAGGUUUUGAAGAUACAUAUUUAUUUGAGAAAAUUGCGCUUCACACAUACGAAAAGCUGCAUUUGUAUGUAUUUGAUUUACAAAGCUGUAAAUAUGUAAUGUUCAUGCCUAAAAUGCACUCCUAGAAACCACUUACAUAGAUACAUACAUACAUACAUUGAUUUUCACCAUUUUUUACACACACCACUGUAUUUUUGCACACGCAUGUAUGUAUAAUCAAACUACUUUUAGGCGUUUAAGCUUUUAAUUUAACAGAAAUUAGUUAUUGUAUAUGAUAAUUACAUAUAUAUACGUACAUACAUAUAUACAAAUAAAGUUUAGUAGUAUAGCUGCGCUAAAGAUAAAUACAUAUAUAUUAAAUAUUAAAUAUAUAAAACAUAUUUACAUAUUGCUUAAGUAAACGCAUACAUACACACCUACAGACUUACACGUCUAAACAUCAACAGAUUUUGUAGUUUGAAGAAUUUUUUUUCGAAGCAAUUCCUGUAAGAAUAUUCAUCAUCAAUUCAUUUUAAUUAUGUAUAACUUUAUAUGUUUAAUUGUAUAUACAUAUGCAUACAUACAUACAUAAAAUUAUAACAUAUUAUGCAUUAUAAAAUUAUUAUGCUGAAAUAAUAAAGAAAUGAAGUAUAGAAGAAAGAAAA